UUUUACCCUAGAUUUUCAAAAUUGUCACAGCUGACUUAUGUAAACACAAAAUUUGUUUAUUUAUUUUCAAAAAUAAAUUUAAUGUUUUGUAUUUUACAAACAACGCAAGUUAAAUUUUUAAACAAAAUAUUGAGAUUAUUCAAUUAAGUCAAAUUGGAAAUCAAAUGGAAACGUAUUAAAUGCAUAUUUUGGUUAAGACAACUUUAUAAUUGCCAAAAAAGAAAACUUUAAUUGUAUAAUGGGGUCUAAUACUGACCCAAUUGUUUUAAGUUUUCAUGAAAGCUUAUUACGAGAAAGUGACAUCCAAUUGCUUCAAGGUCCACAUUGGCUCAAUGAUCAGAUAAUUUCAUUUUAUUUUGAAUAUUUAGAAAAAUUCAAAUAUAAAAACAAUUCUGAUAUUUUGUUUAUAUCACCGGAAGUAACGCAAUGCAUUAAAAUUGUUCCUGAUUCAGAUUUGCAUAUAUUUUUAUCGCCCCUAGAAGCUGAAAGAAAAUCAUUUAUAUUCUUUCCAUUAAACGAUAAUGAUAGUCAUAUGGCAGGUGGUUCCCAUUGGAGUUUAUUAGUAUUCUCAAGGCCAGAAAAAAUUUUUUUACACUUUGAUUCAUCUGGAAAUUCUAAUUAUUCACAUUGUCAAAUAUUUGUAAAAAAGCUAAAAGAUGCCUUAAAUUGUAAAAACGCGUUGUGCAAACCAAUGAAAUGUUUGCAACAAACCAAUGCAUAUGACUGUGGUAUUCAUGUUUUGGCAAUGGCAGAUCACAUAGCGAGCCAUAUUAAUCGUUUUGAAUGUGUAAAUGGAAUUGAAUCUUUAAAUCAUGAUGCUAUCGUUCGUAAACGUAAAGACAUUUUAAAAAUAAUUUCUUCUUUAGGAGGCAAAGUUUACUAAAAAUUUUUAGUUUUAUUAAUUUAUUGAAAACCUUCACUUGAAAUAUUUUUGUUAAAUAGAAAAAUUAAUUAAACUUGAAAUAUAUUUGUUUUUAAUAUAAUUAUUAAAGUUAAAUACCAUAAUUCUCUCAAUAAUUAUUUUAUGUUGUAAAUAAUUAUACAGUUUUCCUUAUAUAAUUAAAACUAACUAAGAAGUAGAAAUUUUA
Messenger RNA from Condylostylus longicornis, 1088 nucleotides. RefSeq names its product sentrin-specific protease 8 (gene Den1). Gene Ontology annotation, molecular function: deNEDDylase activity; cysteine-type peptidase activity. The transcript is spliced from 2 exons. The coding region runs from base 239 to 883 and encodes 214 amino acids. The record is from RefSeq and is a predicted model, not a curated record. Lineage: Eukaryota; Metazoa; Arthropoda; Insecta; Diptera; Dolichopodidae. Gene Ontology annotation, biological process: proteolysis.